Messenger RNA from Coniosporium apollinis CBS 100218, 924 nucleotides. RefSeq lists its product as uncharacterized. The transcript is spliced from 3 exons. NCBI's taxonomy places the organism in Eukaryota, Fungi, Ascomycota, Dothideomycetes. Bases 1 to 924 code for a protein of 307 amino acids. Gene Ontology annotation, cellular component: nucleolar ribonuclease P complex. The record is from RefSeq and is a predicted model, not a curated record. Gene Ontology annotation, biological process: tRNA processing. Gene Ontology annotation, molecular function: RNA binding.
AUGUUCUACGACCUGAACGUGCCUUGGGCUCCCAAUGAUCCGGAAUUACAGAGGACGCUCGCUUUUCUGGACGAACUGGGAUACAACGUCGUUGCGCUCACCCAUACAAUUUCUGGCAAGCUGCCUUCAGAUAUUAAAUGUCCCAUACCCUCACCCCUCCCGUUCCCCACGCCAGGAAAACUGCGCCUCCUCCGCCGCUGCACGCUCGCCCUCUCCGACAGCAACCAGAACUACCGCCUCUCAGCCCUUUCCGCCGCCUACGACAUCCUCGCCAUCCGUCCAACGGACGAGAAGACGCUCCAGCAAGCCUGUCAGACGCUCGACUGCGACAUCAUCUCCCUCGACCUCACCGUCCGCCUUGGCUACCACUUCAAAUUCAAGACCCUCUCCCAAGCGAUCGAGCGGGGCGUCAGGUUCGAGAUAUGCUACGCGCCCGGCGUCUUAGCCUCCGAUAACAUGGCGAGGCGGAACUUGAUUAGCAAUGCUACGCAGCUCAUUCGUGCGACACGAGGACGAGGGCUUAUAAUCAGUAGCGAAGCGAGACGGGCGGUUGGUUGCAGAGGCCCGUGGGAUGUCGUCAAUCUGGCCGCGGUCUGGGGACUGGGUCAGGAAAGAGGCAAGGAGGCGAUCUCGAAAGCAGCGCGGUUCGUCACGGUCAGUGCGCAGCUGAAGCGUUCCAGCUACAGAGGCGUUGUGGACGUUAUCUACGGCGGCGAGAAGCCCGAGGUGCCGAAGGAAGAAGACAAGGGCAAAAAUUAUGGGUCCAAGAAGCGGAAGGCGGGAGUGGGCGACGGUAAAGAAGCACCUCUUUCGAAGCGCGAACUUAAGAGGCGAGAGAAGAAGGCACGCAUGGAGGCUAGUGCCCCGUCCUGUUGCAAUGACUCGGCGUCAACGCCAGGUCAAGCUACUUCGACCGCUCCAUGA